ACAAAAUGGAGUGUUUUUUGUGAUGAUGCGUUCCGUUAAAUUUUGCGGUAUUAUUUGAGAGUUCAGGCAGUAAAGAGUGAGUGGACGUUAAGUGAUCAGUGGUGUGUACAUAUUUCUUACCCGGAAUGGCGUGAACAAAUCGCAAAAAUGCGUAACAGACUUCGAAAAAAGUGACGCUAGUACAGCAAACCCUAUUUUACCUCAGUAUGAAGGAAAUGGUAGGAGGCUGCUGUGUUUGUUCAGAUGAACGAGGGUGGGCUGAGAACCCCCUCGUUUACUGUGAUGGUCAAGGAUGCACUGUAGCUGUUCACCAGGCUUGUUAUGGAAUUGUAACCGUCCCAACAGGUCCAUGGUUUUGUCGUAAAUGUGAAUCUCAAGAGCGUGCAGCUAGAGUGAAAAUGUUGUCCAGCUCAUCGAUCCGCAAGAUGAAGAGGGGUGAACUGGAAGAGGAAUUGGCCAAGCGAAACCUCCCUCUUCAUAGCACGCUCACCAAGAUGCGUUCCACCCUAGCAGAGUAUUUGCGAGAGAAUAAAGGUGUCAGGGCUGUCGUAUUUGAACAGAGGUGCGAGUUGUGCCCCAGCAAGGAUGGGGCCCUUAAGCGGACCGACAACGGUGGCUGGGCCCACGUCGUCUGCGCCCUGUACAUUCCGGAAGUGCGCUUCGGCAACGUGACCACGAUGGAACCCAUCGUGCUGCAGAUGAUACCGCAGGAGCGAUUCAGCAAGGUGUGCUACAUCUGCGAGGAGCAAGGCAAAGGCUCGCGUGCCAACGUGGGGGCGUGCAUGCAGUGCAACAAGUCGGGCUGCAAGCAGCAGUUCCACGUGACGUGCGCCCAGGCGCUGGGCCUGCUGUGCGAGGAGGCGGGAAACUACCUGGACAACGUCAAGUACUGCGGCUACUGCCAGCACCACUACUCCAAGCUGCCUUUACAGUCUGUAAUGCCAGUUUCAAGAAGCAGAAAGAAUACCUUUAUUGUUGAUGCCGGCUUUGGAGAACCAAGAGUGGUGCAGAAGCAGAAGAAAGGUGGUAACGUGAAAACUAUACCCCCGUACAAGCCAAUCCCUGCGGACAAUGGUUCCGACUCGUCCCCAGAAAAGGAUUCCGAUGUGAUGGUGAAGUCCGGGGCAGGAGGGAAGAGGAAGGCCAGUGGUAAGGCGGCGACAGUGAGCUCAGGCGUACGCUCAGCUGGCGGGGGCAAGGCAGGCGGACAGAGUCCGGACAGUCACGUGACCUCCGGCAGCAGCGUCAUAGAAGUGGCCAGCGAGGGCCACAAAGUCGGCAGCCCGAGCGUGGGGAAAGACGGGCCGAACUCCGUGACGGCGCUUGCCGGAAACAGUUCCGUCGGGCCCACCAAGUUCACGACGUCGAACUUUGUCGAGACGGUAGUGACGCAGAGUGAAAGUGUUUUCGGGGCGGACGGGCCCCCGCAAGCGCAGAGAGGUAUUCCUGGCCCAGCGCCCCAGAACGUGACGAGUAAGAAGCGUAAAUCCGGGGGGAGCAGGACUCCGACCAAUGGCUUGAACUUCGAGAACUCUUCGGAGUCCAAUUCUCUGAACUGUGUUAGUAUUUCGACGUGCGGCGCCCCGACGAACUCUAGUGCAACCACGAUCGCAUCAAGCGCCCGCAUGGAAGGCGGCAUUAUGGUGGCGGACUCGAAGAAGAUGAAAUUGGAACCAGGCAUACCCACGUCGAGUGUUCUGAGCAUGGGACAGUCGCAGGCAGAGUCUGUGAUAAGCAACGCGAACGCCAGGACUACCCUCGUGCCGUCGACCAACAUGAUAGCCGCAAUCUCGUGCACGAACUCUGUGUCGAACGCGUCGACGUCGAGCAUAGUGGUGUCGGUUCCCCUGGCUGCAACUUCGCUGCAGCCAGCAGUGCCGGCCCAGCAGCAGCAGCAGCAGCAGCAGCAGCAGCAACAGCAGCAGCAGCAACAACAGCAGCAGCAGCAACAACAGCAGCAGCAGCAACAACAGCAGCAGCAGACAGUGGUGACGUCGCCGCCAACGUUGUUCCAGCAGCUGCAGCAGUCUGUGCUGGCUAACAAUGCAGCCAUGGGCAUCGCCAACAGCUCAGCCGAUGCAGCGCUAGCCACACUUGGUCUUCCGGAGGAGCAGCCAGGCAAGCGACAGAGGUCUCAGUCGUCUGAGAAGACGGACAAGAGCCGCAAGCAGAAGCGGGGCGUGCCCUCCGCCCCCAACGCCCCAUCUGUCACCCCGAGCAGCUCGCUGCCCGCGGCCGCUGCGCCCGGCAAGAGGAACGGGCGCGGCGGCGGCGGCGGCGGCGAAAACGCGCCCACGCCGCCGCCCCAGCCGCCCUCGUCGUCCUCCCAGCCGGCGCCGACGGGGUCCACCGUCACGGUCAAGGAGCUCAAGGAGUCCCCGCCCAGCAGCCCCGGCUCGGAGUCCAUCUCGAGCGUGAGCCAGUGUGGCCAGCGGAGGAACAAGAGCAAGCGCGGGAGCAAUGGCCGUGAGGAGAAGGACGUCAAACUGUUCCAGAACGGCGUGAGCGCCCCGCACAUGCUGGGCAACCAGCUCAACCCGGCGUCCAUGAUGGCGCAGAAGAUGUCGGACACGCUUUCCGCGGAGUUGGAGGCGCACAGCAUCUUCGACACCAGCAACACGGCUACCGCGUCCCUGGUGGGGCCGCAGCUGCACAGCCGGGUGAUAGCCUCGGUGCGAGGCAGCACCAGCAGCCAGCAGACGGCGGGCCCGGGUGGCGCCGCGCCCGCGGGUGGCGCCGGUGGCGCCGCGGCCGCCGGGAACAUCCCCCAGAACCUGGAGCAGCUCCUGGAGCGACAGUGGGAGCAAGGCAGCCAGUUCCUCAUGGAGCAGGCGCAGCACUUCGACAGUGAGUUCGCGUCACUGCUGUCGUGUCUGCACCAGCUGCGCGCGGAAAACCUGCGCCUCGAGGAGCACGUCAACGGCCUGGUCCAGCGCCGCGACCACCUCCUGGCCGUGAACGCGCGGCUGGCCAUCCCGCUCACCUCCCAGCCGGCCACCCACGCAUGCUGGCACGGUCUUCUUCUUCCAGUGAACAACGUGCACCCGGGCGCCGGGCUGCCCCAGCACCCGCCGCUCCAGCAGGACCCCGCCAGGGGCGCCCGCGUCAACAACAGCUACCUCCCGCACCCCAUGGAGAACGGCCUUCCCCCCGACCCGUCCCCGCCCUCCGCCAUGGGCUACCCCCACCAGCACCGCAGCCCCAUCACCGCGGCGGGAGCCCAGCCCAGCCCCACCAUCAGGCAAAGCCCCGCCGGCGGUGGCUACAUGCUGAGCCAGUCGCCCCUCAACCCACCGCCCCCCAGCUCCAACAUAGUGACCGCAAGCAGCGCCGCUCCUGGAGUGGUCAGGAGCACGUCCGGCACCCCGGAGAGCUUGCGGAGCGUCGAGAGCCGCAGAGCCUCCCAGCAAUCUAGUUACGUGUAUCAAGUGGUAUCUUCUGCUGCGCCAUCCCAUCAGAGUUCCCAAGUACCUGUCGUUACGACUCAACAGAUGGUGAUCAGAAGAGAUAGUUCUGAACUUCAUCACCAAAUGUCGUCAAGUAAGCCAAGUUGAAGAGAAUACUAUUUUCUCUCAUCUUUACAAAAUUCUUGUGUUCAUGAAAAGUUCAAAGUCAUUUUUGUAUGUGUGUAAUGAAAUUGAACUACUGUUUUUAUCUUCCAUGAUUUAUGUAUUUAUUGUGAUGAAUCUUCGGUGAUAUAUUAUGAACCCCUCAUUAACAUUAACGUGAACUUACAAAGAUAGUGCAUGUGUGAAGAGAGGUAUGUAUUCAGCAAGUUAUGACAUGAAGUAUGAGAAACACCAAGAAAAUAAUUUUGUUCCCAAAUGUAAUGUAGUACAUUUGGAUGCACAUCGUAAGUAUUACAAUUAAAAGACCAAGGUAGGAAGUAUUACAUUGUUUUAUUUAUAAAAAAAAAUUACUGCAUGAUUUCACUCUGAACGAUACUGUGUUUUCUCGCAUAAUAGUCGCAUAUUUUAUUCUAAAAUCAAGUUUGAAAAGUAGGGGUGCGACGAUUAUGUGGAAAAAAAAUUUUUCUUAGAUUAAGUUAUUCAUAAAAACAAAACCCAUUCAUGGAAAGUACGUUUAUUUAAAAAGUGAUGUAUAAAAGAGCACGCCAAACAAUUUAAAUUUAUAAGUCAUACAACAAAAACCUUUCUUCAACUUUAAAUAGAAAAACAUCUGUGAUCCAAAUGCAAACCGAACGAACGCAUAACUUCGUAUUACAUAACAUGAAAGAGUGCAGGCUAUCAAAUGUAGUUAAUUCAGCAAGUGAUAGAGAGCUCGCGUUGUAUGCAAUCGGCGAGAUAAUCGAUAUUCGGCUACGUGUACGCGCUCUAUACGGGAAGCGACACAACCAAAUAGAGAGUGUGCGUUGCAUGCACUCGGCGAGACAUCAAUAUUCGGCUCCGUGCGCGCGCUCUGUACUGAAAGCAACAUAACCAAACAUUGAUUGCAACGAGCGCUGGCUACAGUUUUGUAUGCGGUACACCGCGGCGAUGCUGAUGAACGUUUGAAGGUUAUAACAUUUAAAAAGUAUUUAAAAGAUAAUUUACACGUCAGACAACUUCAUACAUAUUUCCAUCAAUUAAAUAAAUUGGUGGUAAUGUCCGAAUAAAUAUUAGAUUUCUAUAUUAAAAUACAUUCAGGGUGUCUACUGACCCUGGAAAACCUGGAAAACCUGGAAAUAUCAGGGAAUUUUGUAAUCAGGGAAAAAUCAGGGAAUUUUUUAAAAAAUCAGGGAAUUUUUGUUUGGUAGGUUGUAGUUGGCAAUACGUUUUUUGUUUAUUGAUCAGCUUGCAUUGGCGUGGCAUCAUGUGUAUCCCCUCCCAUUUUUAUUUUUGAAUGGCAAAUAACGUACAAUUCCCACGUCCAAAUUCUUUUAUUUACCAUCGGAUUCGGAAGUGGCAUCAAAUCACGUGAUACAAACUGGUUCAAGAUGGUCUGUUAUCCUGCUGACGUGACGUGCUGCAGCAUGUGCUUCCCACGUUCAGAUUAUACCGACAGGUGCAUUUAAUUUUAAGUAUCUAUGGAUGCCCUCAACGUAAACUGGACAUUUUUGUUAGCGUUGAAAAUACAUAUCACAGACACUUUUGGUGAAGAUUCACCAUCUUUGCUAGAAAUUGGUAGCUGUGGGCUUCAUACGGUCCAUGGUGCUUUCAAAACUGGAAUUUCUGUUACACAAUGGGACGUUUUUAGUUUUUUGAGGCACAGUUACUAUUUGUUUAAGCACAUAUCUGCAAGGAGGGCAGAUUACAUUAGAAUAACUGGAUCAGAGCUUUUUCCCAAUAAAUUUUGUGCAAUCAGAUGGAAUACUGCAGUUGCUGAGCGUGCCAUGAAAACGUUACCCCACCUAAAGAAAUUGGUUAGUGAAGUUUCUAUUUCAUCUCUCUCUUUCAGUGUAGUGAAAUGUGCUCUUGAAGAUAAUCUUCUAAAAGUAAAAUUGACAUUCUUCCUUUUUUUUGGCAUCAGAGCUGGAAUUGUUUCUCACAAUGUUCCAAAGUGAAGCACCCAUGGCACCUUUUCUCUAUGAUUCACUGGUUUUAUUAGCUUUGGCAGGAAAAUUUUGAAACCAGAAGUACUGAAGAGCUUUAGGGAGAAACGCAAUGUAUCUCCAUUGGAUGUAGAUAACCAGGAAAAUCUAUUGACUGCUAACAAUAUCAAGUUGGGUUAUGCAGUACGCCAUGCCAUCAGGAAAGAGAAAGUACCAGAAAAGUCUGUCCUGUUACAGAAAAAUGAUAGGACUUGUCUAAAGGUUAUGGUAAAAAAACUUCAAGACAAAAGUCCCCUGAAGUACAAUCUUACCAAGGGAAUUUCCUGCUUAUGUCCGUCUGUGGCUUUAAAUUCGGGUGUGAGGAAACAGCGUGUGAAGUACAGUUUAGAAUGUUGUCUUCAAAACAGGUGGCUAUCAGGACAAGAAGCUGAUAACAUUGAGUGAUCAUAUCAGUUGGUAUGUUCCUUGCAAGAUUCUGCAGCACUGUUCUCGUCUUUUUCUCGAGAAGACGGGCGCCUUGAUCACUUGUGGAUGCUCAUUCUUAAGGCAUAUACAGUAGCUUCCAAAACAGGCCUUCUAAAGUUUGUGAGGAUGGUGUUGGUACUUUCCCAUGGAAAUGCAUCAUUGGAAAGAGGAUUUUCAGUGAAUUCUAAUCAACUGACUGAAAACUUGCAAGAAGAAAUACUGAUUGCACAAAGACAGAUGUAUGACUUUGUUCAACGUUCUGGAGGUGUAGAGCAGUAUGUAAGAAAUGCUAGUUGUAGGCGUAAGGAAGCCCUGCAAACAAAACAAAAAGAAAAGGAAGCUACAGACAAGAAGAAGGCAGAAAAAAGAAGAGUUGAAGAGGAGAUCAAGGCAUUGCAGUUGAAGAAGGCUCGAAUGUUGGAUUUGGCUCGUUCUGAAGUAAGUGCAAUAGACGCAAAAGUUGAGUCACUGCGAAAUUGAUGGGAGCUUCCUUUUACUAAUUUUUUUUUGCAAAAGGAAGUGUGUGAAAUAUUUGUAGCAGCAUCUUUUAUUUGCCAUCAAUUGAGUCACUUUGGCGACGUUUGGAAGAAGGUAAUUUUUUUACUAAUUUAAGUAAGUUGAAAUACUUUGAAACCCGUCAUUGUAAUAUUAUGCAAUUUUUUCAUUUUCUUGGAAUGUCAUAAUUGUGUUAAAGAAAACCUGGAAAAAUUCAGUUUUAGACCUGGAAAACCUGGAAAAAUCAGGGAAUUUAAUUUACUAGAUCUGGUAGACACCCUGUACAUUGUUUUAUACGGAAAAAAUACCCACACAAAGCGCUUGGAAUCUAAUAGCGGGACCAAAAACAUUAUGCGACGUUUACGCGAGAGUUUUUUUAUCCUAAUUUUGACGCCCUAAAAUAUGGGUGCGACUAUUACGCGAGUGCGACCAUUAUGCGAUAAAAGAGGGUAUUGGUGAAUUUACACAAGUAAAUUAUGAGAUCUCAUAGAAGUAGUAGAUGAAAAUUUUAAUUUACAAGUAUCUGCCAGCUAAGAUACGUUUAAUUAUUUUGUUAUUUUUCCCCACCUCCUUUGUUGCGAUCUAAAAGUGACCACCAUAUGGCCACUAAGGCUUUGUUCAUUCGUCAGGCAUUGAAAAACUGAGCACAAAUUGUUCAUUAUUUGUUAUGAUAUGACUGUGCAAGUUGGCCUAAAUGCACAGAGCUUAUAGUGGGGAAAAAUUUUGAAAGAAGUGUGAACAUUAAAAGCAUUUAAGAAUCAUAUCAGGUCUCUAAUCUUUCAUAACUAAUUUUUUAUUGUGCAUUUUGUUUGGCUGUGAGAAUGGCUAGAAUGGGUGUUUUUCCAAGUGUUUAUAUAAAUACAAAAAAAUGUUACACAAUAUGUAUUCAAAAUUAUUUUGUUUACUGUCAAGAAAUUAUGAGGUAAUCAAAUAAAAUCCUAUAAGAUUAUUGUCAAGAAAAAGAAUGAAACCAAUUGAAUGUCAUUUCAGUGUGGUGCAUGUAAAGGCAUCUGAUUUGGUGUGUGUUCUAACUCUAACAUGGAGAAUACUUCCAGGCAAACUACUACCUUAAGGUUAUUUGGUAUCUGUCAUCUCAUUAGUUGAUAGCUACAUAAAUUUUCAUUUUACUUAUUUAUGUAAAAUAAUGUGAUAUUUGUAAAAAAAAAAAAAGGGGGGGGGGGUGUUUGUCUGUAAAGUCAGUUUACGGACAAUAAUUAUACUUGAUAACGUCAUAAGAAAACAUUGAUGAAAAAUUGCAUACUUUUAUGAAUUGAAUUAUUAUCACUGAAUUAUAAUUAUUUUGUAUAAUACAAAGGAGUUAAUUGAAAAUUACAAUUUUUUUUUAUUGAAUACUAAAUAAAUGCAGUUGACUUUUUAUACAAUCGUUUAUAUGAUAUAAUAAUUUUUUUAGUCAAAAUUGUAAAAUAACCUAAUAUUACUGCACUCGCCGACUGAUGCUAUUUUUUUUAUUAAUCCAAGAACAAAUAUAUGAGAUUUUAUCACUAAUCAAAUUCUUAAAAUGCAAGAAUCAAUUACUUUUUUUGCCGCAGUUGUUGUUGUAAUAAACAAUGGAAACCACAUUAACUUUUCACUUCACUUUAUAAAAAGUUGACAAAACAGUUCUCGUGUAGGUUGUGUGCUGCCGCUGUCUCUCUUCUACUCGGACGCAUCGGCCGAUGGAGUGGAAGAGAGAUAGAUGAGUCACAAGCUGAUCGUGCCUCUCUAUCGCUUGUUCCGCGCUCGCUUGCACGCUCGGCUCAGACGGAACGUGACAAUGAGUCAUGCUUUUUCGUGCGUGCAGCCGGCGUUCAUCGAUUUAUAAGACGUUAUCGCGUCAAAAAAAAAACCUUGAUUCCAAGGUGAACUCAAAUGUAAGACACAAACGUUUUUGAUAUUCGAAACUCACAAUUCAAAAUGUAUCCAAGUUAGUUAAAAAUUUUGGGGACCAAGGUUGGCUUUUUAUUUAAGUCUCAUGUAAAUUAAUUAUUUAAAAUUUUGUAUAUGAAAAAUUAAACAUAACUUAUAAAUAAAAAUGCUUCCAGUUUGCAAUCAUGUAAAAAAAAAAAAUGCUGUAUUCAAUGUUUCGUACUUUUAACGAAUAGCAAAUAAUGUAGAUUUUGAAGUAUUUAUUUAUUUUGUCUAAAAGAACAGGUAUUUCCCAAAGAAAUAAACCUCCUUGGAGAAAUUUUAUUAAUUUUUUAAUAAGUUCUUUAGCUGUUGUUUGAUUCUGUUUCUCUAUAGAAUAUCAGUAUGAUUCCUGGUCUUUUGGAUUCUAUAAGACAACAAAUGGAAACUGGGAUACAAAGUAUGCUACCCACCCACCUAAUCCAAAAUCCUCGAGGAUAACUACAAACUAUAUCACCACAAGAACGAAAGAUGCACUCUAGACUCUAAGCAAGAAAACCACAAAUUGGCCUUAGCAGAACACUCAUCUAUCGCCAAAAAUAAUGCAGAUUUUGACCAGGAAACUUUUUUUGACAUUGAUAGGUAACUAAAUGAAUACCCAAACAUGUAGGUAUACCACAUAGGUAAGGGACAAGAUUAUAUGGUGAAUUGUGAUAAAACCGAAAUAACAUUGAAAAGCACGUCCAAACACUGCGAUUUCAAAUCCAUGAAUUCUUUUUCAUAAACUCGUAAUAAAAAAGUUUGGGGUACAUUAUUUUUUAAAUAAUGUAAAUAUUUUAAUAAAUUUUAAUAAAAUCAAGUAUCAAGUAAAAUACAUAAAAGGAUGAAAUAAUGGACCUCAAACAUUUUUAUCACGAGUUUAUGAAAAAGAAUUUAUGGAUUGGAAAUUGCAGUUCCAAGUAGUAUUAAGCACUUGAAUAUUAUUUUAAUUAUUAAAUUUAUUCCAUGUUUAAUCCUUUCUGGUGCCUCUUUCUGUCAGUAGAGUAUUUUACUUGGUCACUUUUGAAACUCCAAGCCGCAGUUAGAAAACAAAUUGUGUUUUAUGACAAGUUCAAAAGCAGCAGUGGCUGUGCAAAUCAUGUGUGGUGAUACAGAAUGGUCGCCUCGGAGAAUGUAAGGGGGUUACAAUGGUGUGUUGCAUUAUGCUUUGAAGCUUCUUUAUUUAUUUAUGGAAACUUUGAAAUUUCACAAUUUUUUUUUCUCAUACUUUGAAUUUUUGACAUUCAACAUGCAUCAACUAUAAAAAGCAUUUGCUGGCACCAUUAGGGAAUGGUCUUUUUACUCUUUUUAUUCACGAAGGGAGAUUAAACCUUAUGGCUUCUAGGCUAACUUAUGAAAAUAAAUAAUGAAAUUAAUAAAUGAGAAAUGAAUAGCUAGGAGGGGAAAUUUUUUUUUUUAAUUUUUAUUAAAAUAAAUUUUUGUUGACUUGAAAAAAAGUCUCUUGUGGUAACAUUGGAGGUGUAGUUAACAUUUGUUUUAUAAGUGGAAUCACUUUAUUCCAACUGCAUGCUGAUGAUUAUUUCCCGACCUGCUGUCUCAAUCUGGCAUCGUGAAUGCACCCUUGACAUUGUGUGAUAUUUUUAAGCAUAGGGAGUGUUCUUUUAGUAUCAAAAAUCACGAGUUGCGUGAAUUAAUAAAAUAUUUGCUUGAUUACAGACUGCAACACAAUUUUGUUGUAAAAUUCAGUUAAAAAAGUAUUGAUGUAUUUUUUCAUAAUUUUUUUUUUAAAUUUUGUGAUGCUUUAUAUGUAAUAAUAAUAUGUACCUAUUUUUACAUUGGUCUUCUAUGGAAUAGUCUUAUUUGUGUCUAUCUCUGGUGUGAUUGGUAUACAGGUAUGAAGUGAAAUUUUAUCCAGUGUGUGUAAUGAGAUGUUUGUGGCUAAUUUUAUUUCUUUUACUUGGUAGUUUUCAACAAAAUUUCAUUUCUUGACCAAAUACUAUUGAGAGAAAACUUAAGAAGAAGAUGAAUUAAGUUUAAUUAAGAAAAAGGUAGAAUAGUUGUCAUUAAUUAUAUUUGAUCACUGCCAUUUACUAGCAAUAUUAGAAAUCUGUCAGAUUAGUGCAUUUUCUAGAAAAGAACUAAGUAUGUGUAGUGUCAAGUAUUCGUGGACUAGUUUAAGUAUCAUAUUAUGUACUUGAGGUUGCCAGCAUUAAAUAUUCACUUUUGGCAAUUUCAAGCUGGAGUCCAUUGAUAACUUAUCAACUAUAUGAGAGUACAUGUAUGAAGGCAUAAAGAUUGGAAAGAUAUUAUUUAUGACAUUUAUUGAAAAAAAAUAAUUGAAAGGUGAUUUAAAAUUUAAAAAAAAAAAUUUAUUCCUAAAUAGUAUUUUACUUAUUAAAAACUAGAAUGAAACAGUUCAAUAAGUCUCAACAUUUUUAUCAUUGCAAAUAAAAAUAUUUGUGGAAGCGCUUUAUUAAAAUGUCUUUGUGAAGUUUUUAAAGUGUAGAAUAUUGGAAUACAAAUUUUUUUAAUUUGUAAAGGUGUUGUGAUUAAACAGUUGAAAGCCCCUAAACUCAACUGACUUAAACACCAUUCAAAAUAACUUAAGCAGCUAAGAUAUUGAUCUAGUUUUGGCUAUUCUUAUAGCUGUGCAUAGAUAAAAAUCACUGAAGCAUAAUCAAAUAAUAAUUUGCAUUGCCAUAAUUAAUUGUAUGGUGCAGUCUAGGCACAGAAGACCAUUAUUUUUAUUUAGCUCAAAAUCUUUUCUUCAGCAAUGUUAUUGAAGAAGGAAACACAAGAAAAGGUAUCUGUAUUUCCCUACGUGCAAUUAUAUCUAAGACCUCAAUUCUUGGUUUGAUUCUUUGCUGUUAUGCAGUAGAAGAUGAAACCGAACAUAACUACCACAUCUUAUCCUGUGAUCACCACUUUUGGCACACCAUGUUUACCCAUAUCUAAUACGAUACUGAUUACAUCAUAUAUCAUGUACGUAAUACAAAGCUACAAACUAUUGAUAUCAAAAUACAUUUAGCAUAAAUGGUCUUCCAAAUAAAAUAAUGUAAUUUACUGAUUUCUAAUGAAUUAAAUCUUAUUUUAUAAGAUCCCUUCAAAUCAUUGUAUUUUUUUUAUGCAACAGGUGGUAGUUUUUUUUAUGUUAAUUUGUUAAAUAAAUAAGUAAAGAAGCCUGAAACUAUGGUGGGUGGCUUAAUGAACAAAUUUUGGCAAUAAGUAAUACAUAGAUAUGUAAAAACAUAGUGUUUCAUUAAUUAACAGGAAUUGUUACUAAAGAUAAGUAAAGAAGGAAGAACCCCGCCUAAGAAAAUUUAAGUUUCGAUUUUUUUUGUUAGGAAAUAGUGUACCAUAAAUACUGUAGUUGUGACUGUCAUGUUCCAACCUGUGGAAAGUUUUAGUGUGUUAUUUAUUAUUUAUCUUACAUUCUUGAUUAUAGUCCAUAUUUGGGCUCAUGUUAUUUUUAUGUGGUUUUGCCGUUUCUUUAAACUAUGUAAUCGUGUCAUUUUAAAGUAUGUCCUUUCUUACCAUUAAUGUCUGUCCUGUAAGUAUUUAACUAUGUUAAGCAUCAAUACAACAACAUACUUGGAAGACCUACAAUUUUAGUACUUAAUAAUAAAAUUGCUUAAUGCUGAAUUCCUACAAAUAGAAAACAUCUUGUAAGGAUCAGAAAAUAUGUGCUUUGCACUGAAAAAUUCUUUACAGUGAGGUACAUUUUAAAUUUAUUUCCACUUGUAUUAAAAUCUUUGAAGGUGGAUAUUAUGUAAAUUAAUUUGUUAAAGAUAGUCAAAGAAACAGAAAUGUUCAGGCAUCAUUAUGGUAAACAUUGCCACUGUGCUAAUUCGUCAGUACUAAUAGUGUGCCGAUGCUAAGUUAGGACAUACUCACUUAUCUGGAUGAGAAUAUGUAGAUUUUAUUUUAAAAGACUUUAGCCAGAUGUUUAAUUAUUAUUAGUAUUAAUGCAAGUUCUGCUAAAUUUUACACUAAUAACACUUGUAUAGUUAGCAGAAAGUUAUUUUUGUUAUUUUUGUAUAAAUUGGUGUUUGUAAAUGAAGUUUGUUUGGCAUGCAUAAUAAUACAUAUAAUUUCAAAAACAAAUAUUGUUUAUCAUAAUGAUUUUACUAGAAGCUACUUUCAAUUUUAGUAGAACUUUAAUUUUUUUGGCAAGAAUUUUUACUAAAUUUUUACUGUAAAAUAAUUACAAACACUGACUGAUGAAAUCAAAAUUUCAUUAAACUUUUUGAAGUUGUAUCAUCAUUGUUUGGAAUCGUACAUAUAAUAGUUAUUUGUAAAACAAAAGUUUCAAAAAAAUUUCUUUGUAAAAUACUGAUAGAGAAUUUAAAAAAAAUGGAUAUUGUUGAUACAUUGUAGAACUGUUUUUGUUUUGUAUUUCAGGUUAUGUUUGGUUGUUAUAUAGUACUUUAGUCCUGUAUGAAAAAUUUUAUAUUUGUCUAAUUAUAUUGAUUGUGUUAUUUGUUUUUUAAAUGAUAGGUGUGAUUUAGUACAUUUGUUUUAGGAAUUGUAAUUUUUUUUUUAUUGAGGAAUAGAAAAUAAGGAUUUGUGAUGUUCGUGGUCUGUAACACUACACAUGUGGGUUUUUUUUCCCCAGGAACCAUAUGUAUGAUAAGGGUUAAAUGUUCGAAAUAUUAAUUGUAAGAAAAUGGGGUGUAGCAUUGUGAGUAGCUGAAUGGUUCAGCAGUGAUUACGAAGUGAUUAUAAUUUGCUAAUGCAACAUCUUUUUGGAAGAAAAGAAAAAUUUCAAAAAUUA
Messenger RNA from Bacillus rossius redtenbacheri, 13070 nucleotides. RefSeq names its product zinc finger protein zfp-1-like. Gene Ontology annotation, molecular function: histone binding; nucleosome binding. The coding region runs from base 207 to 3554 and encodes 1115 amino acids. NCBI's taxonomy places the organism in Eukaryota, Metazoa, Arthropoda, Insecta, Phasmatodea, Bacillidae. Gene Ontology annotation, cellular component: nucleus. The transcript has 15 exons. Gene Ontology annotation, biological process: regulation of transcription by RNA polymerase II. The record is from RefSeq and is a predicted model, not a curated record.